Messenger RNA from Penicillium psychrosexuale, 1059 nucleotides. RefSeq lists its product as uncharacterized. Lineage: Eukaryota; Fungi; Ascomycota; Eurotiomycetes; Eurotiales; Aspergillaceae. The coding region runs from base 1 to 1059 and encodes 352 amino acids. The transcript has 3 exons. The record is from RefSeq and is a predicted model, not a curated record.
AUGCCUAGCAUCACUGCUACAGGUGACUUUGGCCCAGCACCGGCCGGGGUAGAUCUGGCGAAAAAUCAGACAGGCAACUUGUUGGGAGCGGUUAUUCCUGUAGCGGUGUUCGGGACCAUCGCAGUUAUAUUGCGAUUAGUUGCGCCAAUGAAGAACAAAGAGGCCAGAAAAUUAGCUCUCGAUGACUAUCUAAUCGUUGCAGCUCUUAUAUUCUCUUGGGGCACAGCAAUAUCCUGCUUUAUAAAUUUCUUAGGCAUUCCAUAUGGCAACGGUUAUCAUUUACAAUCCUUGAACAAAGCAGAGUUUAUUACUGUUUGGAAGAUACUUUUUGCCUAUGUGAUGAUUUACGCCACAGCUAUCACCUUCACCAAAUCCUCGAUCGUCUUCUUCUACGGCCGCAUCUUCAACUUUCGCUGGUCACUAGGCUUCUGCAUGUUCUUGGUGCUUGGGUAUUGGGUCACCAUUAUCGUCACGGUUGCAGUGGCAUGUCGACCACUACCAUAUUUCUGGCUGGCCUAUACUGAUCCAACAGCCGUUGGUGUAUGCAUUGAUGUGCCUAAAUUCUUCUUCGGCAAUGGAAUUGGUGCUAUGUUGAUUGAUGUGAUAAUACUGUGUAUGCCGAUGCCAACAAUUUACAAGUUGCAGAUGCAAUCGUCGCAGAAGCUAGCGGUCGUUGGCAUCUUGCUCCUAGGGAGUUUGUAUGUUCUUCUCCUCUCCUACUAUAACAUUAUCCGGGCUAAUCAAGCUCAGUGUUUGCGUCGCAAGUAUUUGCCGGAUCAUCGCCCUUCAGAACAACACCCACGGAACAGACGCUACGUGGACUAUGGCACCGGUCUUUAUCUGGUCGUCCGUGGAACCUUUCGUUGGGAUCAUCUGCGCGUGCCUCCCUACGUUCGGGCCAUUCUUUCGUCGAUGGUGGUCCAAGGCUCGGACAGGGCGCUCAUCAAACAGCCGCAACACUCCAAGUGGCGAGAAUGCAUCUGCUUCUGCUUCGACGACCUGGCUCCGGAAACCCCGAUCCAAAAAGCCACCCAUGGACUCAUUAUUCAGCAUCAAUGA